Molecule: messenger RNA, 5090 nt
Organism: Prinia subflava (tawny-flanked prinia)
Lineage: Eukaryota; Metazoa; Chordata; Aves; Passeriformes; Cisticolidae
Exons: 2
Coding region: 1194-1958 (254 amino acids)
Source: RefSeq, a predicted model, not a curated record
CCAAGUCCAUCUCCCUGCCCCAGAAGGAGGCCAUCUUGCCAGCAAUUUUCCCAUGCCCUCACUUCGGGUUCCCAUGGUUGGGAACCGGAAGAAAUGAGCGAUGGUGAACCGGAAGUUGCUCUUUCUGCUGCGCCUGUCACCUACCGCAGAACACGUGGUGGUGACACACCAAAACCCAAUUGGCAUGCUUUUUCCCAAAGCAUCAUUCGGGAUUUAUGCAAGGCGCACAAGGAUUAUGGCAGGGAGAGCCCCUACUUCCGUGGCCUCCUCACUGCUGAUCUCGCAGGUUUUCAUGUUGUUCCUGCAGACCUCCGGCAGCUUUUCUCUUGCCUAAUGAAUGGCACAGAGUUUAAGCUCUGGGAGGCAGCAUUCAAACAGGCCCUGUGAGAGGCUAUGCCUCAGUUGCCCUUCCCAGCCAUCGAUGAACAGGGCAAUCCCCUUUCCCUUGAGUUGCUUCCUGGUGAAGGUACCUACGUUUCUCCUGAGUCCCAGGCAGCCCUAAUACCCUCGGCAGUCCUCUCCAUUAUAAAAGAUAUAGCCUGCAAGGCUUUCUUCUGUUUGCAGCCAGACGCACCAUCACCACCCUAUACCACCAUUAAGCAGGGACCUUCUGAAUCCUUCGUUGCUUUUGUAGAGCAGCUCACCAGAGCAGCGGAGAUUCAGGUUAAGACAGAGAGUGCACGGGAAGGUAUUAUAGGGGAGCUUGUUUUUGUCAAUGCUAACGACCUGUGUAGACAGGCAAUCUUAAGUCUUCCCCUAGAUCCGCCCCGCACUCUCCAGUCCAUGCUCCAGGUGUGCCAGAUGAAGGUGCCCUUCCUUGCCCGGAGGAACCCACCACCACCCUCCCAGGCAACUUUUCCGCCCAAGACUGUGCGUGCUGCAGACACAUCCCAACAGCCUCCACAUCGUCCGCCUCAGCGGCGACCCUCCUUCGGCAACCGCCCUGGUCGCUGCUUCUUUUGCAAAGAGGAAGGACACUGGACUACCAACUGCCCUAGGAGACCUUCACAACAGCGUUCUCCAACUACACCUCCGGGAACGCCGGUGCCUUCCCAGGCACAGCAAAAAAACUGAAGGGGGAGCGAGGGUCCACCCAGCGUGACGACCCCAAUCGGGUGGACCGGGCAGGGAACUCCAAAGGGGGUCAAUUGGAUGGACAUUUUAUACCGGACUUGACAUCACCUGAACUCGAAAUGGCAAAACCAAUUCUCACCACCUCUUCCUUUUUUGAACUCUACAGGUUGCAUCUCACCAGACCAUUGCACCUGACGGAUAGGGACUUUCAUUUCGUCACCAUAGACCCAAGGAAGUUACAUCGGUGGCCAAUGACCGGCGAAGUUUUGUUUUUCAGACCUGGACCCAAGAUGCUAAGCCUCCUGACCGUGCUCUUCCUGACCAAGCUGCUAAUAUUCACUCAGGCUUGGACCGUCCCACAGUCGCGAGCCAACGUGUGGGCUCUGCUCGCGGAAUUUAUGGGACAGAAUCACAUCUGUCUCAGUCAAGCAUCAGCCUCAGACCCGAUGUCCACAUGCCUCAUGGGGAUUCCCUUUAAACAGUGGGAAAUACCUGAAAGACUUCUCCAUUGUGCCCACUGCAUCAGUAAGACCCCCCAAUUUAAUCCUUUUAUUGGCUGGAGGAAUUUUGUGCUUUCCCUGCCAAAUAUGAGGGAGGAACCCCGAGAGCUGUGGCUCCUCGGAGCGACUGCAGCUCCCGCCUGCAUUCGUCUUACCAAUUUGGCCGACGCUUUAGACAACCGCACCAAGCACGUUUUUCAAUCUAAAGUGCUAGAUAGAGCCCACUCGUGGUGCAAGAAGUUGGCCAAGGGAGUUCUUCCUGUUGCCCUGGUUUUUCUGAGAUUUUUAAAAGCCUUCUACUUGCUUGUAAGAUGGAGUCAGUUCUUUAGCUACUGUUGUGAUAUUAAGGGUCAGUCUUUCACUUUCUCACGCUUUGGAACAUAAACAACCCUUCUUGUUUUUGUUCACUGUCCUUUGCUUACAUAUUUCCAGCCUGAAAAUAAUGUUGGUUGACAGCUGGUCUGGCCAGUGGGGUGAAGGGGUAGUAGCCCCAGGAGCCAAUGUGCUCCCAGACCCACAAGAUUAUAAAAGGAAAAGAAUAAACGGGCUGGGCCGUCUUUUCUCGGUGGGGAGCAGCUUUCACUGAAGACUCUGCCUCCGUGUUGUUGAUUAUUGCAUUCCAGGCAACAUCUUCCCCCUCAAAUUUACAACCACCCCAAAAGGUUACCCGAGGGAGUCUUUCUGAUCUGCAGAGAUCGGGCUUGGGUAGGUAUCCCCUCUCGUCUUUCUGGAGGUCCGUGCACCCUAGGAAAGGUAGGGCUGUUCACACCCAACAAGAUGCAAAUUACAGAUUGGAAAGAAAAGCAAAAGAGACAAAGUGGUGCACAUGGAUUGGCAGUUUCCAAAAGAGACCUUAGAAAAUUGGACCCAGAUUGCGAUUCGGAAAUUAUUUAUUGGAACAAAACUAAAGAGGUCGCAAUCACGAAUUUUGCCCCAUGGGUCUCCAUUGCUAAGGCCGUGGGGGAAUUGGGACAUUUAAAAUGUUGGGUGGUGAAACAAGCAAAUUUAACCUCCAGAACCCUAUUCAACCUCCUGCAGGAUGAGGAAAUAAUGAGGCAAGCUUCCCUCCAAAAUCGGGCAGCCAUAGACUACAUCAUACUUCUCCACGGUCACACGUAUGAGGAGUUUGAGGGUCUAUGUUGUUUUAAUCUGUCAACUCGGGCUGAGAACACUUGAAAACUCAUUGCACAGAUGCAAGAUAUGAUCAGUGACAUCAAAAGAGAGACAGGUGAUUGGAUGAGCAACAUUUUUAAAGGUUGGGGUUUAUCUGGAUGGGCCGGGUCCAUUUUAAAAACAUGUCUGUUGAUUUUGUUUAUUAUUUUAAUUGUUUGUCUUGCUUUCGGACUAAUCAGGAGAUCGUUAAUUAAGUUAGUUUUAAGUUCCACAUCUGCCCCCUCUCCGGCUGCUGCUCGGGUCGCCAAGGCCACGGCUCCUGAAGACGAGUUGAAGGAGCUUGAGAAGGAGCUUGAGGAAGAAGGUGAUGGUGAAAGCCUCGCAGACGAUUAGUGGCCAACCCAACAACCUUGAUUCGCCAAAUGUUACCUGGACUCUGAGCAUCUGCCGGACCCCCCUCAGUUUCAUUCUUUUUAGUAAAAAGAAAAUGGGGAGAUGUGCCAGUGUGUUAAUUUAAUCAGUUAUGCUUUGUAUAAUUUUGUACUCUUUUAGUUCUCUGUACCCCACCCCCGAUUGUUCCUUUGUUUAACUCACAUGACUCCUGUACCUGUUAUGCAGCACACGGUUAGCUGCCUGUUAUUUCUCCCGCCUUUGUAAAAUCCCGCCCACUCUCUCCUGAUUAGCCCAAAAUAUGUUCCCCUACCCCCAGAUCCCCUGGCAACCUGCCCUGGUUGGCUAGCAGCGGCUGACCACCCCCUUUGUCCCCCCCUCCGACUCCCUCGGACAAAAACCCCCUGCACCCCCCUCCACCCGAACAGUCCCGGGCUGGAGAGGUGUUUGUAAUAAACCCUCUGUUCGUCUGGAAUUUGUUUCCUCCUUUCCUUCCACUGCCUGUCGAAUCUCCAUCUCUCACAAGCCUCUGCUAGGCAAAGAACUCACAGGAGUCAGUACUGCCUGCGUUGCUCGCAGACUGACCCCCCCCUACGGCGCCUGUCGCUGCUCUGGGCUAGCCGUGACAGAGCCCGUCGGCUCUCAGUGAGCACAUCGACAAAAAGGGUGAGAUGUCACCAUGAGAUUCUACUAGUUGCUGAGCGUUCAUAUUAAAGUAGAAGGUUUGCACCUUCUCACGCUCCUUUCAUGUAAACACCAGCUGUGUUCUAUAAACAUAGCCAUUGUUUUCACAUUCCUUGCUGGGACAAACAAGACUGUGUGACAGUCCCCUUGACCAAUGCGGUGAGAGGUGGGAAUGCCCACUCUCCAAUCCAUGGUCAUCUUGCUAGAAGUAUAAAAUAGGAAGUAAUAAACAAAGCAGGAGGAUUUUCCCCCUGCUGCACUGAUCUCCCCAAACUCCGGACUCCGUGUGUCUUUGUGGCGAGGCUCACAGAGACAGAUGUAGUUGUAUUUUAGGUAAUAUUUCACGUGCCUUCGGUGUAUGUUUUGUAGUUAUUAAGGGCUGUUGUUUCACUUUGUGGUUUUUGCCUUUGUGGUGAUUGGGAUCGUGUAGAUUUUUUUGGGAGUCAGAUAUCUUUUUAUUGAUAUUUUAUUAAUUUUAUCAUUCUUAUUAUUCCUUUUUUCUUUCUAGGUUACAUCCUACAGGUAUCAUGGGCCAACUGAGUGAACGAUGGUCCAAUCCUGCACAUCCUGCAAUGGGUCUCUGCCCCUUCAAACAUCUCAUGCAUUUUUGCAUUUAAAAAAAAAAAAGGUCAACUCAGGUUGUCCAAAUAAUUGGAAAAAUAAACCAGUUUGCUGUUGCAGGUGUGAUGCAAGGACCACUGUCUUUUGCUAAAAGGCAGGAAAAGCCCUUGUUAUCUGAAAGGAUGAUUCCUAGAGUUAUGAAUCUUGACAAAUUUGACUGCCAGUUUUGAGCAAGCUAAUGAUGUUUUGGUUUUUUCUGUAUUAUAAUUAGUAAAUAGCUAAGCUUGACGCUGGUGCAUGGACAUGGUUGUGAAGGGUCAACACCGAAUGCCAGAGAACUUCCCUGACCAUUUAAGUUGGUGCCCAAUGGAAGUUCUAUUUAGUGAUUGCUUGAUUACUAAUGGGACUUCUGGUGUCAUGUUUGUCUUUUUUUCUCUUGCAAGGGCCUGCAGGAGAGGACAGAGACACAGAUGCUGCCCUCAGCAAAAACUAAAAGGGGGAGAUGUGGGGCUGACAUUGGUCUGAAUUGAGGCUUCAGGCUCUGCCAGUGUCUGUGAAAGGCAAGUGAGCAACUUUCUCAUGUUAGCCUGAGAAAUCUUAAGGAGGAAUUCAAACAAACCUUGGGAAGUGAGAAACCAUCUGCAGGUGGUGUUUUUUCCAACAUGUUUACUGGCAAAAGAAAUGUUUACAAAAGGGUGUAGACGCUGAAUAACCAAUCAUGUUCUUUGUACCGAACUACUCUAUAAAAGUAGAAUUUAGAAGAAUAAA